Exophiala mesophila is the source of this 1159-nucleotide messenger RNA. RefSeq lists its product as uncharacterized. The record is from RefSeq and is a predicted model, not a curated record. Gene Ontology annotation, cellular component: nucleolus; catalytic step 2 spliceosome; striated muscle dense body. The transcript has a single exon. The coding region runs from base 29 to 1102 and encodes 357 amino acids. Gene Ontology annotation, molecular function: actin filament binding. Lineage: Eukaryota; Fungi; Ascomycota; Eurotiomycetes; Chaetothyriales; Herpotrichiellaceae.
CUAGAGGUACAGGUAAAAAAUCUCAACCAUGGCCAUCAAACCACUGUCCUUCAAAGGCGACUCGAAAAAGGCCAAGAAACGAAAACACCGAAGCGACGAGACCGAGCAAGAUGGCCACCACCACCACCAAACCAGCACAUCCAACCGCGAAACAAAGACCAACACCAACAACCCCUCUGGUUCAACCGACCCCUCCUCAGAUGAUUCAUGGACCACCCCCGACAUACCCAGCGACGUAGCUGGGCCCACCGUUCUAAUCCUGGCCGACACAACCAAUCCAACCAUGUGCUUAGCCAGUGACGCCCACGGUAAUGUCUUUGCCUCACCCAUGGAGAAUAUUUUCGAAUCGCACGUUGAAACCGCUGAGCCACAUGAUGUGCGUCAGGUGUGGGUUGCGAGUGCAGUGGCGGGGACGGCAGAUGGCCAGAUUAGUUUGAAGGCUAGUCAUGGUGGGUAUUUGUCAUGUGAUGGAAUAGGCGUUCUGGGUGCGAGGAGAGAGGCAAGGGGUGUACAGGAGGGAUUUGUCUUGGAGAGGGUUCCGGUUGGUGAAGAUGGAGAUGGAGAUGGAGAUGGAGAUGGAAAGGCUGUAGUGGCACAGUCGUCGUCGCCAUCAUCAUCAUCAGCGACUCGAUAUCGAUUAAGAACAGCAGCGGGAACGAGCACAGGAAAGGGAAGGAGAUAUUUGGCUGCGACGGUCACGACGACAAUAACAACAACAAAAACAAAAACAAAAACAGAAGAUCAAACGACCGUGCCACAUGUUAAGAAAAGCGAAUUUGAUGAUGAUGAUGAAGAAGAAGACGAUAGUCACAAAUCGCGGCAAAGAAAAAUCAAUAUCUCACUCCGUGGUGACGGCGAGGCUGGCGACCCAGGCACAGAAUUAGUGGUCAAGAUGCAAGCUCGAUUCAAGCCACGACUACAAAUGAACAAGGCGACCAAGGAGCGUGAAAAGGUCAGUCGGCGUGAACUCGAGCAGGCAGCCGGGAGGAAAUUGACGGAUGAUGAGGUGAGGCGGCUCAAGCGGGCCAAGAGAGAUGGGUCGUAUUAUGAAAAUAUCCUCGACUUGCGUGCGAAGAGUAAACAUGAUAAGUUUGCUAGUUGAUUUGAGAAUGAAUUCAUCUCGGGAGAUUGGAAUGCCUCUACAGGGAACGCAAGAUUG